This is a messenger RNA of Mesoplodon densirostris (Blainville's beaked whale), 2030 nucleotides long. RefSeq names its product nicolin 1, tubulin polyglutamylase complex subunit (gene NICN1). The coding region runs from base 64 to 768 and encodes 234 amino acids. The transcript is spliced from 6 exons. The record is from RefSeq and is a predicted model, not a curated record. Gene Ontology annotation, cellular component: nucleoplasm. NCBI's taxonomy places the organism in Eukaryota, Metazoa, Chordata, Mammalia, Artiodactyla, Ziphiidae.
UGGGGCCCGGUUGGGGACGCCGGGAAGGACUAUUGGUCUUACUUGGUCGCGGCCGCUGCUACCAUGUCCCGCGUGUCGGUCCCUUGUCAUGUGAAAGGUACCGUGGCCCUGCAGGUGGGCGACGUGCGGACCUCCCAAGGCCGGCCUGGCGUGCUGGUCAUCGAUGUCACCUUCCCCAGCGUCGCGCCCUUCGAGUUGCAGGAGAUCAUGUUUAAGAAUUACUACACAGCCUUUCUGACCAUCCGUGUUCGCCAGCACACCUCAACACACACUCCAGCCAAGUGGGUGACCUGCCUUCGGGACUACUGCCUGAUGCCUGACCCACACAGUGAGGAGGGAGCUCAGGAGCCUGGGGAGGAAGCACCUUGGCUCAUUGCUGGUUGGCUCCUGGGCAGUGAGCUGGGGCCUCGGUGGGUCCUUGUGCGUAUGUGUCAGAUGCUGUGUGACAUGGGCAAAGUACUGGAACUACGCCUGAUUCUGCGACAGCCAUCACCGCUGUGGUUGUCUUUCACGGUGGAGGAGCUGCAGAUCUACCAGCAGGGACCAAAGAGCCCUUCCAUGACCUUCCCCAAGUGGCUCUCGCACCCAGUGCCUUGUGAGCAGCCUGCUCCCCUUCUUGAGGGUCUCCCAGACCCCAGCAGGGUAUCCUCCGAGGUACAGCAGAUGUGGGCGCUGACAGAGAUGAUCCGGGCCAGUCACACCUCCACAAGGAUCGGCCGCUUUGAUGUGGAUGGCUGUUAUGACCUGAACUUGCUCUCCUACACUUGAGCUGUGGCCCUUAGUCAAGACGUUGGCCUUCCGUGCCCAUCCAGUCCUGGCUUAGGCCAUCAGAGGCCGAAGUGCUGUCCCUGUGCAUUCCGAGUGUUGCCUGCAUGCGCAUUCUGUCGGGACCACGUUCACAGAGUCAAGAUUCUUGGGGGCUCACUGUGUUGCUUUAGCAUGAACUCCUGGAGGGGAUACUCUCUGUCCUCACCUGACUGCAACCCAAAACUCCUCCUUCGCCCUCCCUAAAAACACUCCAGUUCUAUUACUAAGAAUCCCCCUGUGCCCUCUGUCUCCCCUGCCAACAUGCACAUUCCUGUCUUCUGCCUGCUCCCUCACCCUGAGUGCAGUGGGCUGGGGUAACCUACUAGAACCUGCUCUGUCUAGCCUUGGAAGACUGCUAUAGCUUGGCAGUCGUAGUUUGGAAGCUUGGGGGAGAAACAGGAGCCACAUUCUUCCUUCUGCGCCCCCUAAUGGCCUUCUUUCCCUUUGUAUUAUGCCCACAAAAAGAAAAUUCCUAUCUAAACUCUUCUGCUGCUUGCCUAGGGAGCCACACAAAGCUGGGAAUUUGGGCAGCCUGAGUCCCUUGGUCCCUGAGUUGGCUCCUAGAUGUGUAUUCAAAUGGGUCUUCCCCCAUCCAUCGUGUCUGGGCAAGGCUGGGGCCUGAAAAUGAGUCCUGGGACCUGUCUGCCAUCUGACAGAGCCCAAAGCGUAUCCUUGUCCCUCUUCCAGUUGCCCCCAUGUAAGAGCCACGCUCAGUGUGAUGAGAGAUCAACCUCAGUGGUGGUGGUGGGGGCCAGGUGAGGGUUCUCAUUGGUGUCUUUUAAGAGGCUGAGGUUUUCUACAACCCCAGGCCAGCAGCUGAAUAAGACAGGCUGCUGCUCCUUAUGAGAAAAUCCUGCUUCUCUGUUUUUUUCCUGGCUUUCUUCUGGGGGCUGUUAUGAGGCAGUACUGCAUCAUGUGUUGGACCUGGAAAAUUGGAUGUUUGUGUGGCUCAACAGCUUUCUAGGGGAAGGGCAGCCACUUUUUGGUGGGCACCUUCUGAUGUCACCUAUCAGUUCUUGCAGGUGGUAUCUGCCUGCAGGGUCAUUUACUUAGCCCCAUUCAGCUUUUGCUAAGAGGGUAAUGAUCAGUCUUGUGCUCAGGGAGUAGCAGCCCUCAGUGUGUAUGUGAGUGAGGGGGGAGGUCCCUGGGAUGGCAGGGACCCUGCUUCCUGCACAGCUCUGUCCCCAGCACAGGGCCUCGUGUUCAGCAAGAUCAAUAAAUAC